Messenger RNA from Neocloeon triangulifer, 2454 nucleotides. RefSeq names its product m7GpppN-mRNA hydrolase (gene DCP2). Gene Ontology annotation, cellular component: cytoplasm; P-body. Gene Ontology annotation, molecular function: RNA binding; manganese ion binding; 5'-(N(7)-methylguanosine 5'-triphospho)-[mRNA] hydrolase activity. Gene Ontology annotation, biological process: deadenylation-dependent decapping of nuclear-transcribed mRNA; nuclear-transcribed mRNA catabolic process, nonsense-mediated decay. The record is from RefSeq and is a predicted model, not a curated record. NCBI's taxonomy places the organism in Eukaryota, Metazoa, Arthropoda, Insecta, Ephemeroptera, Baetidae. Bases 283 to 1305 code for a protein of 340 amino acids. The transcript is spliced from 6 exons.
UGGUUGGUGGAAGGUGGAAGUUAUAUAUACAAUUCCAAAAUGUCCAUUUCGUCACAUCUUAGCAAAGACUGCCGCUAAUUUUCUUACGGCCCUGAGCCCUGAUGUCACCAUUCGCAUUACCAUUACGCAUUCGCACUCGCCAAGUAGACAAAUUUAAAUGGUACAGUGCUCCAUCAAAACAAUUCAACAAAUAAGUUUGAAGUAAAGGCUGGGUUUCUCAAGAACGUCUACAGUCUACAUUGGUGCGCAACGUUUGCCAUUUGAUUUGAGGUUUGAUUGAAAAUGGAAAACCAGAACAACCUAAUCUCGCCCGACAUCCUCGACGAUCUCGCAAGUCGCUUCAUCAUCAAUGUACCGGAGGAGGAGAGAAAAGACAUAGUGCGUAUCUGCUUUCAAAUUGAACUUGCCCACUGGUUUUAUCUUGACUUUUACUGCAACAAGCACAGCAAUAACCGAAAAUGCACCAUCAAGGAUUUUGUUUAUAGCAUGUUCAAGCACAUUCCAUUCCUGAACAAGUACCGCAAGAGCGCAGAGGAGACGUAUGAGAUGUGGCGUCAGUACAAAAUGUCUGUUCCAACUUUUGGAGCAAUAAUCCUUGAUCAAGAUUUGACUCACAUCUUGCUUGUCCAAGGCUUCUAUUCAAAGUGUUCUUGGGGCUUCCCAAAAGGCAAGAUCAAUGAAGGAGAAGAGUGGUCUCGUUGUGCAGUCAGAGAGGUGCUUGAGGAGACCGGUUUUGACAUCAGCCCAUACCUCAAUGAACAGGACUUUCUAGAGCAUGUGUACAACGACCAGCUGAUCAGACUUUACGUAAUUCCCGGAGUGCCUCGAAACACUGGUUUCAUGCCAUCAACACGCUGUGAAAUCAAAUCCAUCCAAUGGUUCCCAGUGGACCAGCUGCCUUGCACCAAGAAAGACACUACGCCUAGAGAUAAGAUGGGACUGGGUGCUAACAGUUUCUUCAUGAUCAUCCCCUUCAUGAGGCGCAUCAGACUAUGGAUCGAUAACAAGAAGGCAAGGGUAGUGAACGUCAAGCCACUCAUGGCAGAGCGGAAGCAACAAAUUCCAUCAGGAGAGCAAGAGAGAAAGGCAAUUCCAAAAAAAGCCUCCCAAAUUGAGAGCCAGCAUGCGGUCAAAGCUACCAAGAAAGCUAGCGGAAAGCGCAUCUUGCCUAUUACCAAUUCACCACCAAACUUUCUGAAGAGUCGGUUGAGGUUUGACAAGAAUGGAACCGCCAUAAUUACUGCCCCGUCAUGGACCAACUUCCACUUUGACCGUUCAGCUUUGCUGAAGCAGCUGACAAGUUAAGAACUGCAGCUGAAAUACCCAGAGUGAUUACUGUGGGAGGUAUUAUUAAGUGAUUAAGUGAUAUCAAGGUGUUAACAUAUUUUAUAUUUAUUUAUUGUAUGUUCUAAGUACUUGAUACUUAUCACCGUCAAGGCCCACUUUUUGUAAAACCUGUAAUUAACGGGUCGUUCUUUACAAGACCUUUUCCAUACCAAACUGAACAAUGAGCUGUUGGAUUUGAAUUGGAUGAAAUAGGGCAUGGUGAUACCCUUAGGGUCAACCUAAGGUAUAUUCCCACAUUGCCUAUUUUACAAGGGCCAAAAUCAGCAUUUUUAUUUCCAAAAUAGUUUUCUUUAAUUUGGUUUGCCAAAGGCCUAAUACUAAUUUAUUUGAAUGGAGAAUAAAUAAUUCAUUAAAUAAAAUUCCAGGAGCAAUCUCGAGGCAUACUCUGAAAGUCUGGUUUCUAACUAAGUUGGCUGAAAUUUAAUGUUGAUGAUUCUCUAAUUCAAUGGAUUUUAAUAUAAAAUUAAAUUUACUGUUUUGUAAAAUUUUGACUUUAUUGUGCUGAAAUAAGUUUUGUGAUUGACAACAUGAAAGACAUGCUGUUCCAUUUUUAAAGCAAAAUCCAUGAUGAGAUAUUUAGAUAAGCUAAAAGUUUAUUGCAUUAGACAAUAAUAUGGACCAGAUAUUUGUUAAGGUUCCAGCGUCAAGAAAGAUAAAUCAUAAAAGAGUCGACUUGUGACUUAAAUGAUUGUAAAGUUAAAAUCAUGUUUAAAAAUCUUGUAACAGAUGACAUUAUCACAAUUGAACACAAAUAGUUUAAAGAACAGCUUUAAAAAUUUACAGAGGCCAGUAUUUCUUUACAGAGCUAUCCACUCCCUAAAGCUUUUAUUUUAUAUUCUUAAAAAUAAUCAACUAAAAAUUUUCAAAACGUCCCAAAUAUUAUUUUACUUUGAGGACUCAUUUCAGCAGUGGCCAAUGAUUUACUUUGUGUUCUUAAUAUAAAAUUAUUUGGACUAUAUAAUGGCUAUAAAAAUGAAUUGCAGUUAUUUGGCUUGUAUCCAGAAAAAUAUUCAAUGCCAAACUCCCGUUUUAUGCUAAAAAAAGUUUAUGCUGGAGAAUAUUUAAACAAAUGUUUUUCUUUGUAACUAAAAAUUUCCUUAAAAGCCA